Archocentrus centrarchus (flier cichlid) is the source of this 2239-nucleotide messenger RNA. Its product is annotated as occludin-like. Gene Ontology annotation, biological process: bicellular tight junction assembly; positive regulation of transcription elongation by RNA polymerase II; snRNA transcription by RNA polymerase II. Gene Ontology annotation, cellular component: transcription elongation factor complex; bicellular tight junction; membrane. The coding region runs from base 251 to 1891 and encodes 546 amino acids. The transcript is spliced from 9 exons. NCBI's taxonomy places the organism in Eukaryota, Metazoa, Chordata, Actinopteri, Cichliformes, Cichlidae. Gene Ontology annotation, molecular function: cis-regulatory region sequence-specific DNA binding. The record is from RefSeq and is a predicted model, not a curated record.
GCUGAGACACUGGGUAUCUCCGCAGGGUGCACGGUGCGUAAAGCUGCUCCGAAACGUGCAUUGUUUUGAAAGUAUCCAUCCAUUAAAAUAAUGACGAAGCUGACGGUCAUUGACAGGGUGUAAACCGGACGCUCGGAUGGUAGACAGGAAUCAUGCGCGGCGCGGUUUAAGGACAGCUGAGUUUGACGGGUUAAAAGGUUGUGAGCUUUCCACAGUGCUUGGGUGAAAUUGCAGAAUUAUCUACUAAACCAUGUAUGAGCCUAAGUACUAUGAUAGCCCCCCUGUGUACAGCCCACCUUACAGCACUGCCUCCCACAGCUUCUAUCCCCCAAGGAGUGUCCAUUCCCCCCGGAGCCAGAAUGUCCCCUGCACCUAUGCACUUCCACCAGAUUCCUACUAUGUGGAGGGGAAGCCUCAACACUUCUACCGCUGGUUCUCACCUCCCGGCUUUGUCAAGACCUUCCAAGGAGCCACAGUGCUCAUGUGUUUCCUCAUCUUUGCCUGUGUAGCUUCAACUUUGGUGUGGGACUUGAAUCGAUUUGGGUAUGGUGGCUACGGUGUUGUUGAUACUGGAGGUGUUGGAGGGUUGGGGGCAGGAUACUAUGGAGGUAGCUACGGCUAUGGCAGCUCCUACAUGACGCCUCAGUCUGCCAAGGCAGCAAUGAUUUCGAUGGCUGCCAUCAACUUCCUGGUUUCACUGGGGUUCUUGGUGGCGAGUUUCUCACGAUCACGGAGAAUACGGGGAUGCAGGUUUUACCUCACUGUGUUCAUCUGUGAUAUCAUCUUAGCUGUCCUUCAGGGCAUCAUUGACAUCAUCUUUGUGAUCGGGGUGAACCCGAUGUCUCAGAGCUCACAGAGCGUGUUGUACAACCCCAUGCUCAUGAUGUGUCAGAGCAUGCAGGGCAGCCCCAGCCUCAGCGGCAGUCUGGGGGCCGGUUUCCCCGGGGGGUUCCCCAUGUACAAUCAAUACCUGCACCACUACUGCUACAUGGACCCUGAGGAGGCAGUGGCAUUUGUGUUGGGUCUUCUGGUGGUGCUGGCUUUGUCGUUUUCUGCUUACUAUGCCUACAAGACCCGCAGCAAGAUUUGGCAUCAUGGAAAAGCUAACAUCUACUGGGACGAGCCCCUGGUCAGGCCAUCAGAGGGGCAGGAUAUACAAGACUGGGUGAAUCAUGUUGGAGAAGUGCGCAGCGCCCAGCAGGCACCGACUGUUGUGUCAGAGAGAGCGGCGCCAGACCUGAGGGUGGAGAACAGUGUGGUCUCCUACGCCAAAGCAGUCAGCAUCCACAGUGAGGGAAAUUAUAAAAUCAACAGUUUCUCUGCAAACAGCAGCAAGACCCAUGGUGCUGAGCCUUUGUACCAAAACAGCAGGGCCAUAGUUUGCCCCAGCAGCUCUUCAGAUGAGAGUGACAGCAGGAGGAGGCCUCCUCCUUAUUAUGUGAAGAAGGAACAGAGGAAGGACAAAGAACCAAUACCUGCUGCUCGGGCAAUAAUUGAGUCCCAGUAUGAAACUGGUUACACCACAGGAGACACCGGCAACGGGCUGGACCGAGACCACACAGAUUACCUCCACAGGCUGUACCCAGAGAUAACUUCAGAUGAGCAACGCAGGAAAUACAAGAAGGAGUUUGACUCAGAUCUUUCCUGCUAUAAGAGACUCUGUAGCGAGCUAGAUGACAUCAGUGACCAGAUGCACAAAUUGAGUCGAGAACUGGACGCACUGGACGAAGACUCCACAAAGUACCAGGGUGUGGCAGAUGAAUAUAACCGACUGAAAGACCUUAAAAGAACGCCUGAGUAUCAAGCAAAGAAAAAGCAGAGCAAAGAACUUCGGCAAAAACUUUUCCACAUCAAACGUCUGGUGAAAAUCUAUGACCAAGGUUUUUGCUAGUGUACAUUAUUCAUCUGCCCAGAAAAGUGUAGUCAAGACACAAGACUUCAUCCAGCAUUUAGCAGCUUUGCUUGGGCUCCUUUUUCCCCCUCACUGGCCACACAGAACCUCCCAGCAUGUUGGCCCUAAUGUGGUCCUACAGUCAGUGAACCUCAAGUGCAGCUGUCAGAAUACAGCAUCUAAUCGUCUUCAUCGUUUUAACGCAAACAGCAUAACAAUGCAGCACUGUUGAUGCCUGUCAUAUUUAAGUAUCAGAUUUCUCUUUCAGUUGUAAUUUAAUUGAAAUAAAUGACAAAUGUUAUGUAUGACUAUAUUGGAACACAAGCAAAUAAACCCACAAUGGAACUC